Moneuplotes crassus is the source of this 467-nucleotide messenger RNA. Lineage: Eukaryota; Ciliophora; Spirotrichea; Euplotida; Euplotidae. The record is from the annotation of a GenBank genome assembly.
AUGAACAAUUCCUUUGAAUUCGAUGAAAACUUGUCUGAAGAAUUUUUGGAUGAAAAUGUUUCAGCCUUGAAGAUUAAAAGUUCUGGCAAUCUUGAUAAGAACAUGUCCUGUUCUCCUUUUCAUCCCAAGCUUGAAACUAGUGGUAGAGUAAAAGUUGAAUAUGCUCCUGUUGCAAUGGAUGUGAGCAAAACUUUUGAGACUAAAAGUAGAAGACUACCUUUUAAGAAAUGGAGAAAAGAUAAUAAAUCUCACGAUUGGCUGAACUCCAAACAAAAAGCACUAAAUGUUUGCCUAAGAAAUAUCAAAAAGAGUCACCAUAGAAAUCAAAUCUCUUGCGAUGCUUAUUCAAAAAGAAAAGUGUGAGCUAUCCAUGGUUCAGAAGGAGGAGUGACAGUUAGAGAUUUGAUGGCUCCUCAAAGCUGCCCUGCUUCUUUUAUUUCAUAAUUUAUACUAAAAAUUUAUUCAAA